ACGCAGCAGCUGCUCAGAGCUGCAGUUGCUGUCUGGUUGGUCUGGUUCAGCUGGGGAGCAGGACAACAGGAAGAGGGUGAACAAUAAUGGAGCUGGAGUUAGAAAUAUUAAAGUUUAUCUGCGCUAAUCAGGGAUCAGUGAACACUGAGGAGCUGCUGUGUAACCUCGGCUCAGGCGACGCUACGGCUGACAUCUUCACUAACCGAGAGAAGUUCGCCUUCUGUAGUCCGUUCGGUCAGUCGAAGGUGGUGGCGCGGACCUGGCUGAGGCUGUGCCUCAUGAAGGACUGUCCGGGCGCGUGCACUGGGCUGCACCUGUGUAAAAAGUUCCUCCUUACCGGAUCCUGUCCGUUCACCCGCACGAGGACUGGAUGCAGAUUCUCCCAUUGCCUGGACUCUUUCCACAAUGCAGCGAAGCUGACUGAGCAUGGUCUGGAGAGCCUGAGCCGGAGUGAGCUGUGCACCCUGCUGCUGCAGAGCGACACCAGGCUCCUGCCUCAGAUAUGUCAUAAUUACAACAAAGGUGGUGGGCCGCUGGGCCUGUGUCAAGAGGGCGAUAAUUGCACAAGAUUGCACAUCUGCGAGAAGUACCUGAACAGCGUCUGCAGCUGCAUCAAGAACCAUGAUUUUAACGCUCCACAGCCACAAAAGAGCCUGUCUGACAGAGGCGUGCCGGACCAACUCUUUCCCUCGUUGAUGUCUGCCUAUGCCAACCUGCUGGCUCUGAAGUACGCCGACAGACAGGGCGACCCUGAUGCCAGAGGCUCCGAUGGUCUGAUUCAACCACAGAGAGAGAGGCAAAGAGGGAGAGGGAGAGCUGGUUUCCGGGGCAACUCAGGCAACCGAGGCAACAUGGGCAACCGAGGCAACAGAGGAAACAUGGGCAACCGGGGCAACAGAGGAAAUCAAGGCAACCAGCCAACCCGUUCCACUGAUGAAGUCUUGGCUGACUUUGAAAUCUUAGAUCUGUACACCGAAGAUGGCCUGAGCGAAGAUCGGAGACCUACCUCCCCGUACGUCUCUGCUGCUGCCAACGACACCGAUGCCAGCAGCGACGAUGGAAAGAGCAGAAAGCCAAAUCUGAAUAAAACCUCAGCCGCUGUCCGAGGGAGAGGCGACCAUCAACCGCUGAACAGGAGCCGGGCUACUGCUGACCCUGAGUCAGUCAACGACGACGCAAACAGUGAGGAUGGAGCCAGAAGAAGACCGAGGCCUGUCAGAGAUAAAACUGAGAUAUGCAUGUUCUUCAUCAAAGGACACUGUAAACAUGAGGACGAGCGAUGUUAUAAAGCCCACAACAAGAUGCCGUACAGCUGGCAGGUGCUGCUGGAUGAUCAGUGGACGGCCCUGCCUAAUAAUGAGACCAUUGAGAAGGACUACUGUGACCCAAAGAACACGUACAGUAGCAGCAACCCGUCUGUGCACUUCGACACGAUGACCCAAGGAGCGAACGGAGUACGCCGACUCUCCACCUCAAACUCUCUGGUGGAUGUCAGCUUCCUCCACACCACUGAGUGGGUUUGGUACUGGGAGGAUGAGCAUGCAUCCUGGACCAUGUACGCUUCACGUUCUGGUGGGCACAGCGCAGCAGACACUGGCAGCGCUGAGCUGGAGCAGAAGUUUCUGGACAACGCCAAAGAUGUGGUGGAGUUCAGCGCUGGCUCACAGCCAUACUCCCUCAGUUUCCAGGACUUGAUCCAAACAAACAAGCAGUACGGCACAAAGAGGGUUGUGAAAAGACGGCCCCGGUUCGUCUCUGCAGCUGAUGUUAGGGCAAAGAACACAAGAAGGCCUCUCGCUCAAUCAGGCACUUUACCGGAUCACUGGGACAAGACACAGAUUUCUCAAACAGGAUACAAGACAGUCUCCCUCCAUCGCACCUCAGACGAAUAUUUGGAGAUUGAAACCCUCUUCUGUAACACCAUGAGAGGCUUUGACAUCGUGAAAAUAGAAAGGAUUCAGAACAAAGCUCUUUGGGAAGCCUUUCAGUUGAAGAACAAACAGAUGAAGGACAACAACAACGGGCACAAUGUGACAGAAAAGAAGCUUUUUCAUGGCACUAAAUCUGAAUAUGUAGCCGUCAUCUGCCACAAAAACUUUGACUGGAGAGUGUGUGGAGUUAAUGGAACUGCUUUUGGCCAAGGCAGUUACUUUGCCCGGGACGCAAAAUACUCCCACAGCUACACCGAGGACUCUCAUGUAAAAUCCAUGUUCGUGUCGCGGGUGCUGGUGGGGGACUACACCAGAGGGAGCUCCAGCUACCGCAAACCUCCUUCCAAAGACGGGGGGGUCAUCAACCUGUACGACAGCUGCGUCGACGAUGAAAUCAAGCCUUCAAUCUUUGUUGUGUUCGAUUCAAACCAGAUCUACCCCGAGUACCUGCUGCAGUACAAGAGCACGCACCCACUGGUCUCUUUAGUUGCUGCUUCUGCACUGACACCAGUACCAGCACCAAGACGAGUACCAGCACAGAUACUAGUACCAACACUGACACCAUUCCCAGCACAGACACCAGCACCGACACCAGUACCAGCACCGACACCAACACCAGUACCAGCACCGACACCGAAAAUAAAUGUUAAAUUGAAUGGAAGGACAAUUAUAAAUUGGAGGGACUAGAGCUCGAAAACCUUUUUUCAUUGCAGUGUAACAGGUUAUCAAUCUAGCACAUCAACAUACCAAACUAAUACAUCGUCAUACCAACCCAGUACAUCGUCAUAGCGACCCAGCACAUCGUCAUACCAACCCAGCACCUCCACAAACUACCCCUCAGUUAAUUUCUUAAGGACAGGGAUGAAGUGAGCACAUGAUGAGAUUAUGGAGCUUAGUGUGUACAGAGGGCUGUGAGUCAUUUGAGGAAUAGAUUAAAUAUAGUAAUGACAGCUGAACAGCACCCUUCAGAGAACCUGGAAAACAGCUUUUCCCCAUGUUUCCUGUCUAACUGAGUAAUGGGUACAUCAGUCUUUAACUGGUCUAGUGAUGAGGGAUGAACUAAAAGGCAGCCAGGUAACAGGCCGUCACUGUGUGCCACUGACAUGCUCAGUUUUAAAUGUGUGUCCGACACCUUUAUAGUUGGAGUCAUUGUAUUGGAGUCAAGAAUCGUUGCUUAUUGUUAUCUUAAAGGUCCCAUGUCAUGCUUUUCCGGUUAUUACCCGUCCCCUUGUGUGUUAUGUAGCUUUUUCUGCAUGUAAACGGUCUGCAAAG
Messenger RNA from Trematomus bernacchii (emerald rockcod), 3203 nucleotides. RefSeq names its product protein mono-ADP-ribosyltransferase PARP12-like. Lineage: Eukaryota; Metazoa; Chordata; Actinopteri; Perciformes; Nototheniidae. The transcript has 12 exons. The record is from RefSeq and is a predicted model, not a curated record. Gene Ontology annotation, molecular function: metal ion binding; NAD+ poly-ADP-ribosyltransferase activity. The coding region runs from base 87 to 2618 and encodes 843 amino acids.